AUGGCAAAUACAGGCUUAUUGCCAUUUGUUCGCGGUGUCGACUUUACAUGCAAUGAUUUUAGUGGGGAAAAAUUUCCAGAUGCUAUUCGGUACAUGACUGGAUUGCAAUGGCUUAGACUUGAUAAAACAAAUUUAGAAGAAAUUCCAGAGGAAUUGGGAAAACUUAUGAAAUUGGAAAAUUUAUCUUUAAAGAAGAACAAUUUAGAAAAACUAUUUGGGGAGUUAACAGAAUUAAAAUGUUUGAGGUCAUUGAAUGUGAGGCAUAACAAUGUGAAAAGCUCUGGUAUACCAGCAGAGCUGUUUAAAUUGGAAGAAUUGACUACAUUAGAUCUUUCUCACAAUCGAUUGAAAGAAGUACCUGAAGGAUUAGAAAAAGCAAAAUCAUUGCUAGUAUUAAACUUAAGUCACAACAAAAUUGAGAGCAUUCCGCCAACACUAUUUGUCCAGUUGACAGAUCUAUUGUUUUUAGAUCUUUCUAAUAAUGCACUGGAGACACUUCCUCCUCAGACUAGAAGGUUGGCGAACUUGCAGACUCUAAUACUUAAUGAUAACCCACUUGGACUAUUUCAGUUGAGACAGUUACCCUCACUACAAAGCCUGGAGACCCUACAUAUGCGUAACACUCAAAGAACUCUUGCAAAUCUUCCAACAUCUCUUGAUACACUGUGCAACUUAUCUGAUGUGGACUUAUCAAAGAAUGCUCUUACUAAAGUUCCUGACGCUCUAUACUCUUUACAAAGUUUGAAGAGGCUCAAUCUAAGUGAUAAUGAAAUCACUGAAAUAUCUACAGCAAUGGAUAUUUGGCAGAAACUCGAAAGUCUAAAUUUAUCCCGGAACAAACUGACUGCACUGCCAGCGUCAUUAUGUAAACUACUGAACUUACGGCGAUUGCACGUUGACGACAAUCAAUUAGACUUCGAAGGUAUACCCUCGGGUAUCGGCAAGCUGGGCAACCUUGAAGUGUUCUCCGCUGCAAAUAAUGCCCUGGAAAUGAUACCUGAAGGUCUUUGUAGAUGCGGAUCGCUAAAGAAACUCAAUCUGAGUUGUAACAAGCUGAUCACGUUACCGGACGCGAUACACUUGCUGAGCGAUCUCGAGAGUUUGCAGCUGCACGGCAACGCGGACCUGGUGAUGCCUCCGAAGCCGGUGGAAAGGCCGAGGGGAUCUGGUCUCCAAUACUACAAUAUAGACUUCUCACUGCAAACCCAGUUGCAAUUAGCGGGUGCGGCGACCCCCGAACUUUCCGCGCCCUCUUGUGCUAAGUCAGACCCGAUAGCCCGCAAGCUGCGCCUGCGCCGCGGCCGCGCGGAGCCGGAGCAGCACGACUCCGCGCUCAUCCUGCGCGGCAUGCAGGAGCAGGCCAACACGCAGCACGCGCAAGCCGGCGCCGACCUGCCGCAUAGUGAGCUCAAACCUAAGCGCUGGGACGAGAGUUUAGAGAAACCACCACUAGACUACUCAGAAUUCUUCGACGAAGAUACCGGACAGACGCCAGGACUACAGAUAUGGGAAAUAGAGAACUUUAUACCAGCUCCUGUUGAUGAGGUUGCACAUGGCAAAUUCUUUGAAGGAGAUUGCUAUAUCAUCUUAAAGACAUCAAUAGAAGAACAAGGCCAGCUUUCUUGGGAUAUACAUUUUUGGAUCGGAUCUAAGGCUACUCUGGAUAAGGGCGCGUGUGCUGCGAUGCACGCGGUGAACCUGCGCAACCUGCUGGGCGCGCGCCGCACGCAGCGCCACGAGCAGGGCGACGAGGCGCCCGAGUUCCUCGCGCUCUUCCCCACGCCGCCCGUCUACAUCAACGGCAGCAGGACGCCCUCUGGUUUCUUCACUGUCGAUGAUCCGCACUACGUGACGCGGCUGUACCGCGUGCACGGCGCCGGCAGCAGCGUGCACCUGCAGCCCGUGACGGCGGCGGCGCGCGCGCUCGACCCGCGCUACGUGUUCCUGCUCGACGCCGGACUGCGCAUAUAUCUGUGGAACGGCAAAAAAGCAAAGAACACCCUUAAAUCGAAAGCACGUCUGUUCGCGGAGAAAAUAAAUAAAGAGGAGAGAAAAAAUAAAGCUGAACUCAUAACUGAACCACCCGGGAAAGAAUCGAAGAACUUCUUACAAAUAUUGGGGUAUGAGGAAGACACGCCGUUCAUAGCAGAGGAGCACGUGCCGGCCGAGUUCGCGUGGGCGCCGCCGCGGCUGUACCGCGUGGAGCUGGGCAUGGGGUACCUGGAGCUGCCGCAGGCGGGCGGACCGCUGCAGCGCGCCGCGCUCGCCACGCGCAACGUCUACAUACUCGACGCGCACCACGACCUGUUCGUGUGGUUCGGCAAGAAGUCGUCGCGGCUGGUGCGCGCGGCCGCCGUCAAGCUGGCGCAGGAGCUGUUCAACAUGGCGCCGCGCGACGACCACGCGCUCGUCACGCGCCUGCAGGAGGGCACCGAGACACAGGUGUUCAAAACCUACUUCCUGGGAUGGGAGGAGGUGAUCGCGGUGGACUUCACGCGCACGGCCGAGUCCGUGGCGCGCACCGGCGCCGACCUCGCGUCCUGGGCCAAGCAGCAGGAGACUAAAACGGACCUAUCAGCUCUGUUCACUCCGCGCCAGCCGUCCAUGUCGGCGGCCGAGGCCAAGACGCUGGCGGACGAGUGGAACGAGGACCUGGAGGCGAUGGAGGCGUUCGUGCUGGAGGGCCGCCACUUCGUGCGCCUCCCCGACCACGAGCUCGGCAUAUUCCACAGCUGCGACUGCUACGUGUUCCUGUGCAGAUAUGUGCUGCCUGUUGAUGGCGACGAAGACGAGGAGGGUUCGCCAGGCGCGGAAGACGCGGGCGCGGCGGGCGCGGAGGGCGCGGGCGACGAGGGCGAGGGCGCGUCGUGGGUGGUGUACUUCUGGCAGGGGCGGCGCGCGCCCAACAUGGGCUGGCUCACCUUCACCUUCGGGCUGGAGCGCAAGUUCAAGCAGCUGUGCCGGCGCCUGGACGUCGUGCGCACGCACCAGCAGCAGGAGAGCCUCAAGUUCAUGGCGCACUUCAGGAGGCGAUUCGUCAUACGGGACGGCAAACGGAACUUGAAGCCACAGGAGGGAGCGCGCGCGCCGGUGGAGCUGUUCGAGCUGCGCAGCAACGGCUCGGCGCUGUGCACGCGCCUCGUGCAGGUGCGCGCCGACGCCGCCAACCUCAACAGCGCAUUCUGCUACAUACUAAACGUGCCGCUAGAGGGCUCCAAGGAGUCCCCGUCGGGCUCCGCCAUAGUGUACGCGUGGAUCGGCAGCAAGGCCGACGCAGACUCGGCGCGCCUCAUCGAGCAGAUCGCCGACGAGAAGUUUAACAACCCCUGGGUCAGCUUGCAGGUGCUGACAGAAGGCAGUGAACCGGACAAUUUCUUCUGGGUGGCGUUGGGCGGGCGCAAGCCCUACGACGUGGACGCGGACUACCUCAACUACACGCGGCUGUUCCGGUGCUCCAACGAGAAGGGAUACUUCACUGUGUCUGAGAAAUGUACAGAUUUUUGUCAGGACGAUCUAGCAGAUGACGACAUCAUGAUUUUGGACAAUGGCGAGCAAGUUUUCUUAUGGCUUGGUGCUCGUUGUUCGGAGGUUGAAAUUAAACUUGCAUAUAAAUCUGCACAGGUAUACAUCCAACAUAUGAAGACAGUGCAGCCGGACAGGCCGCGGAAACUGUUCCUCACACUGAAGGACAAAGAGUCGCGACGUUUCACCAAGUGCUUCCAUGGCUGGGGAGAUCAUAAGAGACCUCCAGAA
Brenthis ino (lesser marbled fritillary) is the source of this 3753-nucleotide messenger RNA. The record is from the annotation of a GenBank genome assembly. NCBI's taxonomy places the organism in Eukaryota, Metazoa, Arthropoda, Insecta, Lepidoptera, Nymphalidae.